AUGUCUAUUAUACAAGACUCUAAUUCACCUUAUGCUACGGCAUUCAAUUUACAGGCAGCAGGAGAAGCCGCGUACAUGACCGCCGAGGACACUGUACUGGGUAAGGUCCUGGCUGUAGUUUAUCGCGCCGACGUUUCUUCAAAAGCGCUUUCAGUGGUGCUAAUUGGAAACCAUGGAACUUCUGGAUACGUCGACAUCACACUAGGUUCCACUUCUCGUUACUACGGAGCUUGUGCCUCCUUGGCUUUUGCUCACCAGAAGUCUCAGGUCAGGAAAGCCCUUGCUAUUGCUGUUUUGAGGACUUAUUCUACCAUGGAUAGGCCUCUGAGAAGAGCACUAUUUCGCAGGGCUGCCAGUGAGCUCAAAAUUAAAGGAGAGCUGCCGCUCAAGUACUACGAUCAAACGGCGGCUGGGGCACUGGGAUCAAAAUUUCGAUUGGUAUACGGCAAGUUUCCAUUGGAAAUUGGCCGCCGUGUCAUUGAAUCGGGUAUGAUUUUGCCAAAAUUCAUUAGAUCUAGCGUCCUGGACAUUGUUUAUGAAGAUACCGAUCUUACAAUCGACCAGAAUAAUGAUCUCGUGUAUAUGCUCGGAGACCAACUCGAACAGCUUUUCGACCCUCUCUCUGAAUACUCUCCUGAACCCACGGAAAGGAUUUAUGUCCCACCAGCAGACUCUAUCGCUACAUUGGAAGACGAUCCCAAAGAAGUUCAGGACAUAUGUGAAGAGUUGUACAUGCUACAGUCGUCGGUACGGGCUAGCCUUAUAGAUUUCUUGCAAAACUUUUUGAUUCCUUUGCGUGUUCGUGUUUUGAAUCACGAAAUACCCGGUAUGACUAUUGGAAAACUUAAUACGGUAUUCCCACCAACUAUUGAUGAGAUGUUCCGAAUUAACAACAUUUUCUACGAAGCUUUGCAGCAAGCACUGCCAUUCGGAAGUUUCGAGGUUCUUAAGGCCUGCGGUACCACUAUCCCCUACUUCUACCGCGUUUGCAUUCGACAUGAAGCUGCAACCAAAAAUUUUGCGCGAAGCUUGGCAACCACAGAUUCAGAGCUGAAACAUGAGAUUGACAAGUACUCGCCUCAGAAGAUUGAAGCUGUAAUGCAAAACAGUCUUCAUCUUGUCAGACUGAAACUCGUUCUUGAUCGUUUUAUGGAGACCAAGAAAUGGUCACCUUCUGAAAAGGCUUUGGCCGAUGAAUUUUACCACGUUUCAACAGGCACUAUUGACCAGUUCGGAAAAGAAACACAGACAGGAGCUCCUGGUAAGCGAGUGUUCACACCUAGUGGUAAAAUGCUUGUGGAAAUUGCUUCCGGAUGGCCAGCGGAGCUGGAGUAUGGCUGGAUUAAUAGAAGGGUCGUCACUAUUUUUGAUGCUGUCGAUAUCAUUGAGCCAAGCUCUGCGCGACGCCAACUUCAUAACAUUGUCAUUAUGUUUACAGAUGCCUUGGUGAUCUUGGAACCCGCGGAGCCAAUUCCAAUGACGUCUUUAAGUGGCCUACACCUUCCGUCUAUUGGUGAUGUCCUUAUGCACGCUAUGUUGAAUGAGGCACCACUAGAUGGUAAUCUACCACCCUUGAAGGUCAUUGGGUGGGCACCUAUUCUGGACGUUUCUUUCCUUAGUUUUGGACCAAAAUCACUAGUAAUCUCGACACAGCCUGAGCCUUUUGCCUGCAAGUUUGAUGAAGAUGGUGCAAAACAUUACACCAAGAUAUAUCGUCUCAUUCGCCCUGAUCACACGGCCGACAAGUUUGUUGAGCUCUUAGCAAAGGCCAAGGUUACAACAAAGACGCAACCUUUCCAUCUGUUCAAGAUCUCGAGCUUGCCGACUCAGGGCGAAGUGGGUAAAAAUGUUCCCACCGAUUUAUCUAUUUAUUCCACAGUCCAUGAACUUCAAGGCUACCAUGCUGAAGUUAAUCGGUCACCAAUUGCUGUUUUUCUCAAUACGCAGUUUGGUACGUCGGACCUAGCAACGAACGACCUUUGUGGUGCUGUUUGUAUAAAUUUCAAGUCUGAUAUGGCUCAAAUCGAAAUAAAAGUUGUGUCAUUAAUGGGAUACACGUCGUUCAAGGAGGUGAGUAAAGAGCAGUUCAAGGAGUAUGUUGUUAGCGAGAUCACCUAUCUUGCAACGCUAGUUUUGUCUUCGCAGAACCCAGCUGCAAUCCAGGGUAUCAUUUCUACUAACAGAGAUGUCACCGCUAAUAUGAUUAGAUGGGCCAGCCAACCGCCAGACAAAGUGCAAUGGCAUCACCGUCGCAGCAUGUUCGGUAGUCGUCCUAAUCUCAACAAUGUUCUUCAACCUGUUUCCAAUGGUACCAAUGCGCUCCCAACACUAAAGGAGAAUACGCGCAAUACCUGGACGGCCGUUGAUUCGCCCAAGGUUGAUCAAACUCGGAGCAACAAACCUCGUGCAUCGUUCAUGCCCGCCAAAAGCUCUGUUCCUGCGAAUAUUCCUAGAACGCCCACAGCUCCGGAUAUUUCGGCAACCACCAGCGUUUCCUCGACAAACGUACAGAAUACCAAGAAACUGACUUCAGUCAUAUCAGGCAAGGCCCAACCUAUAAUUAUUCCAGAGCUGCCGUUACCGAAAACGGUGCAAACGAACGACAACAGCCCGAAUUCAUUCCAUACUGCUGGAGGCUCACCUGGAUUCGGCUCAGCUAAGGCACAUGGACAGCCCGACACCCGUGGAACUGAAGCUCCCGCUGGGAAUAGCGCUCCUGUUCUGAGAAAGAAAGCUAACUUCGAAGGGACUAUUCCUAAGGAUCGUUCAACAAGGGACCUCGCCCAAAAACCAAGCUUGCCCAGCAUAGCGCCAUCGCAGGACAGUAUUGGCUAUAAGUUCCCGCGGACUAAUACAGAUAAUGGAAGCUCGUGGGAUGAUUUCAGUACGGGCCUUGGCAGCACCGAGGUUAGCAGCACUGAAGAGGCCGAGCAAAGAGAUGUUGAUGCUUGGUUUGAAGGUCUUGAACAACGAGACGCUGAUAGCCUCAGCACUUCGGACAUUGGUGAUACAAGUUCCAUGUAUGAAGGUACCAAGCCAACUCUUGAUAGGGAGGAUUCUGCAAGAUCAAUUCGACUAAGCGCAUUCCUUGACCGUUCCAGCUCUGUGCUCUACAAUCGUUAUUCCGGUGCUGCCUUUCCAGCUUUGCUUGACGAUGAUGACGAUAAUGCGAGUCACCUUAGAAAUAUAUCGUUGGAUAGUGUCGGAAGCACACAGAGUGCAAUCUCUGCACGCACAAACGGAACAUCUGACACUGAGCAAGACGACUUUUCGUACUUGGCUGAUUUGGUUCAGGAUGAAGAAGUGAUGUCCAACUCUUCUUCUGCUGGGAGACUCUAUCCCGAUCUGCGCGAGCUCUCUUUAGUGAGAUUGGGAAGCUAUGUUUUGAAAAAUGAUAAAAGUCUUGAAGCUAUUUCCCAACAAAAACAGGAGCAAGGGUCUAGCUGGUCUCUUCCAGGAUUAUCCGAGGAGCCAGACUUCUAUGGCUCUGAUGAGCCUACUCCUACACUCGGUAGCACCAGACGUGUCAAUGACGACGAAGUGGACGUUGAGGUGAUGCUAGGCUCAGUAAAUCAGUGGUUAGAGGACGAAAAUGCAAAAGAAGGGGCUACCCCUGUAUUACCGGGGGGCGAAACUCCAGUUCUGACACUCGAUCGCCCUCCCCGUCUAAUGAUGCCUGAAAACUCGAGUCAUACAAUCAACUCGUUCAGGCGUAUGGUCAUGUCCUCAAGUUUGAAUACCCUUCAGCUUGCGUCAUUGACAAUUCAAAUUGACCAGUUUGCUAGUAACGCACCCGCUGAAUACAAAAAGGAGCUUCAGCGUAUUAAGGAAGCUUUGACGGAUAUGUACAACCAAACUCAGCAUUAUUCUGAGCACUACACCCCUGCCAAAGCGGCUGAGCUCCGGUUUUUGGCGCCUCGAGAGGACCGGCUUCGUCGACAUCUUAUCCUAUGCAUUCAUAGUUUGCUGUCUAUGGGCUAUCCUCAGCUUGUAUCUGGUGUUCUUGAAAUGGAAUGGAUCCGUCGCUCGAAAUUACACGAGGGACUUGGGGAGGAUAUGCCAUUGAGCUUGUGGCAUACCUAG
Molecule: messenger RNA, 4083 nt
Organism: Wickerhamiella sorbophila
Lineage: Eukaryota; Fungi; Ascomycota; Dipodascomycetes; Dipodascales; Trichomonascaceae
Product: Bud site selection protein 3
Exons: 1
Coding region: 1-4083 (1360 amino acids)
Molecular function (GO): guanyl-nucleotide exchange factor activity
Source: RefSeq, a predicted model, not a curated record